UACGUCUGCUGUAAUCUGCAACUGAACAAUCUUAUUGAGGAUACGUUCGAAACGGUAAAGAACGUGCAAGGCUACAGCGCAUGUAAUAUCGCACGAAUGGCCAACAUCAUUCAGGAGAUGUUUGGUCAUCCUUUCGAGAGUGUUGUCGCUUUGUCGGAUUUCGCGCAAAAUGUUCACUUUGCUGGCGAUUUGGUUUGUAAAGUGGAGAUCGACGGCAAAUAUAUGCUGACGUACGCGACACCGUAUGACGCAGACCAUGCAGUAGAAUCGGUGGACGUGAUCGAGGAUGUCCCAAUUGAAAGGGAGGAAAGAGUCGAUUACGAGCAAAAGACCGGCGGAAACAAGGAAAAAGCGAAAAAAUCGAAAAAAUCGAAAAAAGUUGCUGAAGAAACCACUACCGAUUCAUAA
Ostertagia ostertagi is the source of this 408-nucleotide messenger RNA. The record is from the annotation of a GenBank genome assembly. NCBI's taxonomy places the organism in Eukaryota, Metazoa, Nematoda, Chromadorea, Rhabditida, Trichostrongylidae.